AUGAGUGGGUUCACAGAGCUCGGCUUCGCUCUCAUCAUAAUCUUGUCCCUCUCCCUUCUAGGGUUAGCCGCCGAGCUCAUCUACCUCCUCCAUCGCCGGCGGCGGAGGUGGCUCCUUCAGCAAUCCACUGCCGAUCCCGAGCUCGGCGGCGGGCCGUCCUCCGGGGAUCUCCUCCUCCACGUCCUCUGCUUCGAGCCCCGCUCCCGGGUCGAGCCCGCCUGCGCUGCCCCGUCCUUCGCUCAUCCCUCCGCCGCCGCCAAUCCUGCUUCGCCGAAGCCCCCGGUAGAUCCCGCGGAGGCGGAGUCGGAUUCCGACCCAGAGGAGGAGUGCGACUUCGACCGGUGGCGGGCCACGUACUUGGGGCCCUCCCGAGCCCUGUACACCAUCAACGAGGAGGGGGAAGACGACGACGAACAUUGGGAGGAGGCAGAGGAGGAGGAAACGCCAUUCGCGACGCCGUGCUCGUCGCCCGGGUUCUACACUCCGUCGCCAUCUCCGCCCCGCACGAGGGAGUAG
This is a messenger RNA of Musa acuminata AAA Group (dessert banana), 516 nucleotides long. RefSeq lists its product as uncharacterized. NCBI's taxonomy places the organism in Eukaryota, Viridiplantae, Streptophyta, Magnoliopsida, Zingiberales, Musaceae. The transcript has a single exon. The coding region runs from base 1 to 516 and encodes 171 amino acids. The record is from RefSeq and is a predicted model, not a curated record.